Trichoderma atroviride IMI 206040 is the source of this 1531-nucleotide messenger RNA. RefSeq lists its product as uncharacterized. Lineage: Eukaryota; Fungi; Ascomycota; Sordariomycetes; Hypocreales; Hypocreaceae. Gene Ontology annotation, cellular component: nucleoplasm. Gene Ontology annotation, molecular function: RNA binding. The record is from RefSeq and is a predicted model, not a curated record.
ACUACGAUAGCGAGCUUGCGCUGAAGCCACGGUCUGGUCACUCAAACGCGUUAUAUAUCGCCACCCUUCUUUCUCCCUGGAUCGCUGUUAUUUCCAAAACUCUUUCAAAUACCUGAUAACCAUCUACCAUACCUAUACAACUCUCCCACCAUCACUAAGCUCCUAAAGCCAAAAUGACCACCACCGUCCACGUCAAGAACAUUGCUGCCGCAACAGGCGACUCUGAAGUCAAGGACUUCUUUAGCUUCUGCGGCAAAAUCACCGAUAUCAAAGUCACCACUGAGGGCGAGACGAAAAGCGCAGAAGUCACUUUCGAAAAGGAGACUGCCAUGAAGACAGCUCUCCUCCUCAACAACACACAGCUCGGCCCCAACCACAUCACAGUCGCCAGCGCCACCGGCGAUUCUGAAGACGAUGGCUCUCACUUCGCUCGACAGGGCAACAACAACGACGAGAUUACCCAGGAGAUGAAGCCCCGCUCGCGCAUCCUUGCCGAGUACCUGGCGCACGGCUACGUCGUUGGCGACGUGGCGCUGCAGCGCGCCAUCGAGCUGGACCAGAAGCACGGCAUCUCGUCAACAUUCCUCAACAAGAUUCAGGAAAUGGACAAGAAGUAUCAGGCCACCGACCGUGCCAGAACCACCGACCAGACCUACGGCAUCUCCCAGCGCGCCGGCAGCUUCUUUGGCGGCCUGAGCAGCUACUUUGAAAAGGCCAGCAACACCCCUACUGGCAAGAAGAUUGCCCAGUUCUAUCUCGAAGGCUCGAGACAGGUGCAGGAUAUCCACACCGAGGCGCGGCGACUUGCUGAUCUGAAGACGGAGGAGCACGGCAGCGCAUACAAGGCUGCUGGUUUGGAGAGGGUCUUUGGCAAGGAGGCUGAGAAGCAGAAGGAGACGUCUACUGAGGAGAAGCCUGCCGCUCCUGCUGCUGCGACAUCUUCCACUGAUGCCAAGAGCGGUUAAGGCAAUUAGAGUCAGCUCACCUGUCGUAUGGAAUGGCUCCUGAUGAUUUUUUAAGCUGAAAUUGUUUGGUCUUAUUGUACUGAGUUCAGAUGGUGAUAUGGUUCUACGGUUUCAAUUCAACGGGCGUAGGAUAGUUUAGCGACGCAAAUAGUUGAUGCUAUGAAAUGAAAUGCAAUUAAAUGAAAUAUUGUACAAAUGCCAAUCUCUUCUUUAUCCUUUUCCCCUCCUUCAACCGGACAUUGCCCUAAGAGUUGAGCGGAGUCCCUGCGGGCUGAUUAGUAGCAGGUUCUAUAGAGUUCGCGCGACCUCAGUUAGAUUCACAGUUUCCUUCUCCCUUGGAAAACUUGUGUUCGAGUGCGUCGUCCAUUGGUCCUUUGGGGUUCGAUGACAGGCAAUCGAGUUGAUGGUUAGGAUCUAUCUCAUUUUUUUUGGUAGCAUCUGAUGCCUUGCCGGAUCCGGUGGGAUCCUGAAGCUGGCGGCCGGAUUGGCGUUCAGGAGGAGGAGACUCGCGACCUUCAGGCAUGAUGAAUUUUGGAUUGUUGUUUUGAUUGAUUGAUUGAUUGAUU